AUGGCCGCGUCGGGGUCCGGGUCCGUGUCCGGCCAGAUCCAGCCGCUCAAGAUCCCCGACGCCGUCGUCGCGCUCGCCCAGGCCGCCGCCAAGGCCAACAACAACAGCAGCAGCAACAGCGCCGCCGCCGCCGACGCCACCGACAAAUAUCUCCCCGGGUGGCCGCUCUUCUCGCCGCCCAAGAUGCAGCUGACCAAGUGCGCCAAGUGCCCCCGGGAGUUCUGCUCCUCCGUCGCCCUCCGCCGCCACACCCGCGUUCACCGCCGCGCCCUCAAGAUCGACAAGGAUUUCCCCAAGAACAGAGACCACCUUGCCGCAUUCUGGGAUAAACUCACGGUGGGCCAGGCCCAAGCGAUACUGUCCCUGGAGGGCGUGGCUAUAGAGGAGACCAGCGCUUUAUUCAUUUUGACAUCAUUGUCGUCGUGGAUGUGCAAGCCAGGGUACGCUUCGUUGCCGCUGCCAUAUGCCAGAGCCGGCAAUGAACUCCUGGACCUUAUUCAGACAGCAGCCUCAAGACUACCCAUCUCAUCAAAUGAACUGUUUAUCAUGCUCGACGAAGCAAGCGAGAACACAUUUCUUUGUACCAACGCAGCCGACGCUGCCUGUGUUCAGAAGUUUUUGUUUGACGGGGAGGUUGAGAAGGUCGCAACAGAGUUGAAAAACGUUGUUGCGUGCACCAGUUACAUCCUUGAACAGAAGCUGGUCGAAGCAUGGUCUGCUGAUAAGGCCGCUGAAGCGUUAAGAUGCCAGAAGUUGCUAGUGGAGGAAGAGGACGCUGCUCAGAAAAGGCAAGCUGAAAUCAUGGAAAGGAAGCGGAUGAAGAAACUGAGACAGAAAGAACAGAGACUGAAAGACCUCAAGGACGAGGGUACCAUGGUCCAGUUACCUCAAGUGGUGGAUGCUGCGGCGAGCUCUCCUGGGAUCCAGAGUCUCGAGGCUACUUCUGGCCCUGGUCUCGACGAGCAAGGGGAUCCACAGUAUCUUCGACUGUCAGCACCAGUGCCGCCUUCAGAGGACAAUGGUUGCAAUGGAGAAGAUGCAAAUUGUGGUUCGGGACAAGAAAUGGAUACUGGUGCUGUUUUCAGGGAACAAGCCAUGGCAACAAGCAAUCUCGACAGGGUAGAAAACCAUCCCCCAAAUAGUACUGUCUCGGGUUCUUCCGCGACUGCCUCGAAGCAUCCAUCUUCAGUAAGGCACUCACGUCACAGGGAGCCGAAUGUCGGUGCAGCGACAAACAAAAGCAAGACCUGGGCAUGGAAGGUGCGAACUGGUGUUGAAGAACGGUGCCCAAAAGGCGAGCGAGAUGUAGAUGCUGACCAGGAGACCGCUCCUCUCAACACGGACAAGAACUCGCAAGUGCUAAUAGGAUCCAUAAGCGUCGCGAUCGAAGACGGUGGUGGAUGCUCGCAGGAUUCCAAGGAUUACCACCCAGCUCCUCCUGAAUCUAAUUUGAACACUCUGAACGAUCCAGUAGCUGAGGCGAUGCAGCCAGUCAGCCAUGAUGAGAACGCAUGCGAAGACGCUAAUGGUGGCACCAUUACACCGGCAGCAGAGGACCGUUCUCCAUCCAGUGUCGUGACAGAUGAGAGCGGUUCAGUCGGUGGCAACCCAGAGUCGGCAGAGGGCGUAGGCCUACGACAAGGCACCGUGUCUUCCGGUCAAGAAGCGAGGAAGAAUGUGUACCUGGGGAACCAAGAGGAGAGUCUGGGAACUAACAGUUAUCCUGGGAGUUUGGAAAGAGUUCACCGCAAUUUCUCCGGGACUGCCGACCGAUGA
Triticum turgidum subsp. durum (durum wheat) is the source of this 1776-nucleotide messenger RNA. Lineage: Eukaryota; Viridiplantae; Streptophyta; Magnoliopsida; Poales; Poaceae. The record is from the annotation of a GenBank genome assembly.